UUUUAAUUCGUCUUUUUAUUUUGUCGCUAAUUACCCUUUUAAUUUUACUUAAUUUUGGAUUCUCUGUCAGUUUUCUAAAUUUGCUUGUCAUUUUUUCUUUUAAACUUUUUGAUGAUUUUUUUCUUUUGUUAUCUUCUUCAAUAUCUUCAAUAUAAUCUUCUUCAUUAAACCAUGGAGAUUUUGGACUUGAAACUUUUCCUUCCUUCCUUUUUUCUUUCUCCCCUUCAUCAUCCUCUUCAUAAAUUUCAUGACUUGCACUUGGUUGUUGAUAAUCUUUUCGUACUGGAGAAGUUUGACCUGAGGAAGAAUCUGGAUAAUAAAAUUUCUCCCAAUCCCAGGGCUGUAUAUUUUGAAUUUUACUAUAGUCUGAUGACACUUCUUCAAAUUCUUCUAUUUCUUUAGAAGCUUCGAUGUGUUGGAAUGGUGGAAUCUCUCUCAGUGU
Molecule: messenger RNA, 442 nt
Organism: Meloidogyne enterolobii
Lineage: Eukaryota; Metazoa; Nematoda; Chromadorea; Rhabditida; Meloidogynidae
Source: the annotation of a GenBank genome assembly